Trypanosoma cruzi is the source of this 1581-nucleotide messenger RNA. RefSeq lists its product as uncharacterized. The record is from RefSeq and is a predicted model, not a curated record. NCBI's taxonomy places the organism in Eukaryota, Euglenozoa, Kinetoplastea, Trypanosomatida, Trypanosomatidae. Bases 1 to 1581 code for a protein of 526 amino acids. The transcript has a single exon.
AUGGUGGCGGCGCCACUCUCAUACCGUCGCCUCUUUGGUCGCUGCGUCGGUUACUUCGUGGGAGGCACGGCCGUUGCGACAGUUGUUGUGAUGAUACCGCCGUUGGAACUUGUCCCCGCGCCAGUCUUGCCAGCACGGGUGUUGCUUGAGGGCGUUGGUCGUGUGUGUCGUUGCGUAUAUGUUGCCGGGAACAUCCUAAUGGAUUAUCAACUGAACCUGCAGGAAGGGGAUUCACAAGAGGCGUGGAAUGCGGUCCAUCUCCGUAGUGCCUCUCGCCUUGUAGAACUUGCAGAAACAAACGGUGGGCUUUACGUCAAGGCGGGACAAAUUUUUGCCAACCUGAGUCACAUCCUGCCGCCUCAAUACUGCACCACGAUGGCGGCUCUGCAGGACGCUGUUAUUUCACGUCCCUUCUCGGAGGUUUUGGCGACGAUUGAACGUGAUCUGCAGCGUCCCAUUGAUGAUAUAUUCUCGGAGAUUGAUCCCCAUCCCAUUGCUGCCGCGUCACUCGCCCAAGUUCAUCGUGGGCGGCUCAAGAAGGAGCAGGUGGAGGUGGCGGUAAAGGUGCAGUACUUAGACAUUGCCCAUCGGUUCCGUGGGGAUAUGAGGACGAUCCAAUUGAUGCUAGGCAUUGCGGGUUUCUUCUUUCGCGGAUACGACCUCUCAGAGAUUGUCUGCAAGUUAAACAACACGGUGGCGAACGAAAUGGAUUUUACUCUGGAAGCCGACAACUGCGAACGAGCAGGGCGGGAUUUGAAGGCCGGUGGAUUUGGGAAUCGCGUCGUCACAGUGGACGUCCUGCGUGACUACACCACAAGACGUGUAUUGACCACACGACUGGUGGCAAACGCUGCCAAGAUAUCCGAUCGUCGUGCCAUUGAGGCGCUGGGUUUAAAAACCCGAACCGUUGCCGCCUGGCUCUACGACGCGAUAGCAUACCAGCUCUUUAUCACAGGCUUUGUACACGGCGACCCCCACGCGGGGAAUAUUCUUGUGCACCGCCUCUCGAAUGGGCAGCCGCAAGUUGUGUUGCUUGACUUUGGUCUGUGCACAGAGUUGUCGGACGAGAUGCGUGCCGAGUUAGCGUGUAUCUGGACCGCCGCUGUCACACAUGACACCCCUACGCUAAAACAAGUUGCAAAGCGUUUUGGGUGUGAGGAUUAUGCGCUCUUUGCAUCAUGCUUCCUGCAGCAUCCGUAUGAGGCAUUUAGUGCAGAGACAAAUCUAACGACAAGAGCAACCAUGGAGAUGAUGCGAGAGCAGGUCCGGAAUAGGAUGCAUGAGGUGAAUAACAUCGUGUCUGGACUCCCGAAGGAAUACGCAUUAGUGUUACGAAAUAUCAUGGCUGUCAAGGCGAUCAAUAGGGAGCUUCAGAGGCCUGUCAACCGUCCACUGCGUAUGUUACGAUACUCGGCCGUUGUUGCCAGAAGGACAAGCUCCCGAUGGCAAUUGGGUUUUAUGCUUUUGCGAGCUUGGUGGUCUGAGAUCAUCUCCUCGUUGUUGAUGCUGUACGCUGAAUGGCGUUAUCCCCAGUUGAUGCAGAUGCUGGACGACUCUUUGCAAGUACAAAUUAGUGGCUAA